AUGAACCGUUUGUUUGGAAAAUCAAAACCCAAAGAGCCGGGUCCAAGCAUCAGUGAUUGUAUCAGUGGUGUUGAUGCACGGGCAGAGACAAUCGAAGGCAAAAUAAAAACGCUCGAUAACGAACUUCGGAAGUAUAAAGACCAAAUGGCCAAGAUGCGCGAAGGUCCGGCGAAGAACGCUGUCAAACAGAAGGCCAUGCGUGUGCUGAAGCAACGUAAACAGUACGAGAGCCAGGUGGAAAAUUUGCGGAACCAGUCAUUCAACAUGGAGCAGGCAAACUUUGCCCAUCAAACACUGAAGGAUACUCAGGCGACGGUGGCCGCCAUGAAGGAUGGCAUGAAGUCGAUGAAGAAAGAAUUCAAGAAGAUUAAUAUCGAAGAGAUCGAAGACAUACAGGACGAUAUGGCCGACAUGCUGGAGCAGGCGGAUGAAGUACAGGAAGCGAUGGGCAGAACGUACGGCAUGCCGGAGCUGGAUGAUGAUGAGUUGCAGGCCGAAUUAGAUGCGCUCGGCGAUGAGAUCGCACUCGAUGACGAUGCCAGCUAUCUGGACGAUGUCGUGAAGGCGCCCGAAGCUCCCGACAAGGAACCGGGAGCGGACAGUGUUACCAACAAGGAUGGAAUACUGGUUGAUGAGUUUGGUCUGCCAAAGAUUCCUGCAUCCGUCAAAACAACCUAA
Molecule: messenger RNA, 678 nt
Organism: Anopheles marshallii
Lineage: Eukaryota; Metazoa; Arthropoda; Insecta; Diptera; Culicidae
Gene: Vps60
Product: charged multivesicular body protein 5
Exons: 2
Coding region: 1-678 (225 amino acids)
Biological process (GO): late endosome to vacuole transport via multivesicular body sorting pathway; vesicle budding from membrane
Cellular component (GO): multivesicular body
Source: RefSeq, a predicted model, not a curated record